This is a messenger RNA of Microtus ochrogaster (prairie vole), 1230 nucleotides long. It is a transcript of the gene Txndc2, whose product is annotated as thioredoxin domain containing 2. The transcript has 5 exons. The coding region runs from base 1 to 1230 and encodes 409 amino acids. The record is from RefSeq and is a predicted model, not a curated record. NCBI's taxonomy places the organism in Eukaryota, Metazoa, Chordata, Mammalia, Rodentia, Cricetidae.
AUGACGGCCAGCACGGAGGCCACCAUGAAACUAUCAACUGCCACUAUUGGAAAGAAGAAUCUAAGAAAGACUUCCCCCUCCCGCCCUUGCAAAAGAAUGAAUCAAGACAAGAAGUUGGACAAGAGCAGUGUUCAAGCAAGAACCCCUGGAGGGUCAUCCGUGAAAUUAGGCAAUCAAGGAAGAACGGGCGAGAAUGACACCAAUGAAAAUCCAUUACAAGUUCUAUCCCAAAAUGAGGCUCUUCUGGUCCCAGGGUUCUUGGACACAGCCCGGGCCAGAGAGAAGGCCAUUGUUCCCAAGGUCAGCAACACACCCCAUGUGUUCACAGAGGAGUCUGAGAUCUCACAGCAGGUUAGUGACACCCCCAAGUUCUCAGAAAGUACCAUCCAUCCUACACGUGGAGUUAGCCCCAAGCCCUCAGCAAAAACUACCCAGAUGAAAGAGGGCAACACCUCGAAGCCCUCAGCCAAAGCUAAUAAUCCAAAACAGAAAAAUGUUUCUCAGACUUCAGGCCACUCCAUGCAGACCAAGCAGAGCAACAUGACCAAAUCCUUGGCAAAACCCACCCAGCCUAAACAGGGGACUACCCUCAAGCCUGAAGCAAGCAGCAGCCAUUACAAGGAGGCCAGCAUGCCCAAGUCAUCAGAGGACAAUAUCCAAUCCAAGGAGGGUAACAUCCCCAAGUCCUCGCAGGACACAAUCUUGUCCAAAGAUGGUAAAAUUCACAAACCCUUAAAAGACAGCAUCUCACCCAAGGAGAGAGACAUCCCCAAAUCCUCACAGGACACCAUCAUAUCCAAAGAUGGCAGACGAGACGCCCUCGGCCUGCCAAAAGCCGUGUCAGCGGCCCCACCCACUCGACUCCAACGGACCGCGGUCUCCUUCCCGGCUCCCGGCAGCCCCCGCGGAGGCCCCGCCCGCUCGGAGCAUGCUGGGAGUCAAGGUACCCGGCACUUCUUGACCCGCUUCCGUUCGGAAUUCCACUUGGAACGCCGCUCGCUCCUGAGCGCUAGACAGAGGCGCGGCGCCGGGAGCCGCAGCCCGGCCGGUGGUGCGCGCAGGCGCAGAAGCUCAGCGUUUUUAGCCCGGUUAGGCCCGGAGGGCGGGGCCGGCGCGAGGGCUCCGGGCCGCGGAGGCGCGCACGUCGGCACGUCGGGCCGGUCACGUGGGGAGCGGAGGAUCGCAGUGCGCGUGGCCGCGGCGGCUGGUGUGGGGUUGAGUCAGUUGUGA